This is a messenger RNA of Aplysia californica (California sea hare), 1839 nucleotides long. RefSeq lists its product as uncharacterized. Gene Ontology annotation, cellular component: membrane. The annotation marks the transcript as partial. Lineage: Eukaryota; Metazoa; Mollusca; Gastropoda; Aplysiida; Aplysiidae. The record is from RefSeq and is a predicted model, not a curated record. Gene Ontology annotation, molecular function: sucrose:proton symporter activity. The transcript is spliced from 6 exons.
AUGUUUGGUGGUCGACGUGUGCUCCGGCAGGUGAUGCUGGUCCUGGAGAUGUUGGGCCUGGAAGCCAGCGUCAUCCUCGAGGUGGUUCUGAUGGUCACCAACCUACAGGCUCUGGGUGUCCCUAUACAGUUCUCAACCCUUCCCGUCACAAUCUCGUCCGCCGUUGGUAUCAUCGCCUUGCCCGCGCUAGGAAUCUUGAUGGACCGGUGCGCGUCAUCGACUACGGCCAAAGCCAAAAUUUUAGUCUUUGUCUCCGCAGUGACAAUUUGUGGAGUUGCCUUUGUUAUAAUUGGGAACCUUGGGAAAUUGUUUAGAGUGCCGUCUAUUUAUGGCAGUUCUACCAAAACCUCCUUUAAACUUAGUAGUAACCUCACUUUAUUAAAUUCCGAUCCAUCCUCGGAAUUCACCAGCGCUGCUUUGUCGCCGUGGUUGAAUACCACGAAUCAUUCCUCGGGACUUUUGAGGAAAUCGGAUGCGAAUUUCAACUCGGCAUCAGGGCUUUCCUAUGACGUAGGCAAUCACAGUGGUCUAAGGGCGACCACUCCUACAGGUGGCAGCACCGGCGGUGGUCUUCCGUACUACGCGUGGUUUGCUAUGGUGGGCUACGGGAUGAUUGAUGUGGGCUACGAUGCCAGUAACUGUUUUCUCAAGACUUUCUCCCUCGCUUGCACGCCCCCCAAGGAGCAGUCCAGCAUACUUGUGAAGCACGUUCUUUUGGCUUCUGUUGGUGGCAGUUUUAUGUGCGUGUUCGGCCUGCUUGGGAUUGGAGACUACCUGACCCAAGGUACGACCUUUGACCCCAACUCCGCUCACGUGGCCACAGUGUCGUCAGUGUCGCUAGUGCUCACGGUCGUUACACUGGUUUCCACGCUCGUCACUGGGCUCUGCUGCUCCCAUCCCUCCCCGGAGUCGUGGGAGGCAGACAUAGAGGUAGCCAAAGAAAACGGUACAGAAAAAACCCACCUGGUCAACUCUCACGAAAAGUCCGUCACGUCUCGCAGAUCUCCCAGAUCUCUGUCGGAGUCUCACGCCGCCCUCUCCUGUAAUGGAUCCAGGCACGGAGGCAGCGAGCCACACAAUGAAGCCACAUCAGAACAAAGUCUUUACGACAGCGUCGGCGACCGGUUCCACUCUUUCCGGGGACUCCCACAUAAGACGUUGUCCGACGGACACUUGGACAGAAUCCCGAUCCAGGAAGUGCCGGAGGAAUCGGAAUCGGGAUCGAGCGCCCCGACUCCUGUGAAGAAGGAUAGGGCCGGGUUUAUGGGGUUCCUGCACAGGCAGAAGAAGCAGAUUCUCAUCAAUCUCACCACCUUCUUUGUUCUGGGGUCGCUCUACUCUUUUGAGGUGUACUCCACUAACUUUGUCAGUCUCCGAAUCUACGGUGGAGAUCCGAAUGCUCCCCUGGGGAGUGUUUUGUACACGAAGUUCUUGAAGGGCGUAGACAUGGGCACGGCUGGGACGUUGACAUACUACAUCAGUUUUACGUUCUUCACCUUCUUCUUAGAGACUGCCCUGUCAAAACUGGGCUGCAUCCGGGUUAUGUGGCUCGCUGUGUCAUCCUUCGCGGCCCUAGCCAUGACCCUUGCCCUCUGGCCCCGCCUCUGGCUCUACUUCCUGUCCUCAGUCUGGCUCGGCUGCUUCCGUUCUGUUGUCAACACGGUGCCCUUCAUCCUAGUCAACCAGAUCUCGCAGCAGCAGAACGGCGACAAGAACACGGGUGUGGCUAUCGCGGUGGUGUCGGCCAUGUUGCCGUGUACCUUCACGAUGUGCUCCGCCAUCAUGGGGCCGCUCAUGCACGUGACCAACGACGCUGGGGCGCCCAUCUACUACUCUUCU